AUGUCAACUGUCUCCAAUCAUCUUGUCAUUUUCACACCACGUGCUCUUACCGUCGAUAAUAGUGUUCCUCCCGCAUUCAACGAUCUUUCCGAGGCUUUCUCUCAAUGGCUCGCUGGGAGAGCACAAACUGAGUUGCACCUUUUUAGUGUUGCAACCAAGUCAGUGGGUGGCAGUAACUUGGACGCCACUUUCGACAACUUCGUUCAAGCUCUGGAACUCGCUGACUGUGCCAUCAUCGUGUUUCCAGGACAACAGGUCUGUCUUCUUGAUGCCAUUUAUCCGCGUCUUCUCGUCCACCUCACAAUUAAGCCCUGGUGGUUCAAGCGAAUGCUCCUCGUGAGCCUGGGAGAGAUCGCUAAAAAUAAAAAAAAAUUCGACCCUAUGUUGCUUUUUCACCCUCCAGUGAUCUUUUCAAUGUCGCCCAAGAUGUGGCAAAAGGAAGAGCGGCAAUGGGAAGAAAUAGCUGACUUUAUUCAUCGUAAGCAUUGA
Messenger RNA from Echinococcus granulosus, 489 nucleotides. RefSeq lists its product as hypothetical. Lineage: Eukaryota; Metazoa; Platyhelminthes; Cestoda; Cyclophyllidea; Taeniidae. Bases 1 to 489 code for a protein of 162 amino acids. The record is from RefSeq and is a predicted model, not a curated record. The transcript has a single exon.